AUGACAUUCCGGAACCUGUACCUCGUCACCUUCUAUGCACCUUCAGACAAGUGGAAACACUUAGCAAUAUUUGUCUUUAACACCGGUGACUCGAAGAAAGGCACGCUCAUGCAUGUCAUCGGAAAUCCACCGACUGGGUAUACCCUCCAGUUUCAACGAAACUAUGAUCCCACAGCGAAUGGAUCAUUCCAAAAGAUCAUUCUGAUCGGAAAAAUAGCCGCAAAUUACGUUGCGGAUCCGAAGAGUUCACAGCCAUCCAAUGACAAUGUUCCCAGGGGCCAGUUGGAAAUCAUCGCAAGCCGUAUCCCUCCACCAACUGUUGGGAAUUAUAUGGCUCCGUUUAAAGGGGUAUGCAUUUCUCAAGGCCCAAGCGCUCACUCAGUCAAUUUUUACUAA
This is a messenger RNA of Trichophyton verrucosum HKI 0517, 396 nucleotides long. RefSeq lists its product as uncharacterized. Lineage: Eukaryota; Fungi; Ascomycota; Eurotiomycetes; Onygenales; Arthrodermataceae. Bases 1 to 396 code for a protein of 131 amino acids. The transcript has a single exon. The record is from RefSeq and is a predicted model, not a curated record.